UAGCUCUCCCCGAGGCCGCCAGCCUCUCUCUCUCUCUCUGUCAGUUGUAGCCUCUCCUCCUCCUCCUCCUCCUCUCUUCUCUGGGCGGUUCCAGUCUAGAGAGAGAGAGACGUUUAGGGAAGAAAGCCCACUAACAAAACUAUCAGCGCAGACACACAAACAUGGCGCCCGCUGCCUCCGCCGACAACUUCACCUGAAAGUGUGUUGAAGAAGUGACCCGCAAAGUUUCACAGGACUAUCUCCAAGUGCCUUUUUGGUUUUGUUUUAACCUGUUUCGGUUUGCACAAACUAGAAACACGGAAUAUACCAAGCGGGUACAAACAGCAAGUUGCCUACAUGUCAACAUUGUGUCUCUCUGCAGUGUAAACAGCUGGUACGCCCAGCCAUGAUCGAGGACAAGGGUCACCGUGUGACCGACUACUUUGUAGUGGCCGGGCUGACCGACAAGUCCACGCCCCUGGAGCAGGACCUGUCAGAGACCAAAUCCAGCGGGCCCAAAGCGCCCAUCACCGACUUGGCCGUCAUCAACAGGUCGGCGGGAGAGACGGUGCCCGAGGGCUUCACGUGCAUCGACAGCACCUACAGCGGCCAGCCGGCCAACCUCAAUCAUGGCAGUCUCAAGAGCCCCGAGCUGUUUCUGUGCUACAAGAGGGACCGGAAUAAGUCUCCUCUCACGGACAUCGGUGUGCUGUAUGAGGGUAAGGAGCGUCUGAUCCAUGGCUGCGAGGUCAUCCAGGCCACGCCGUACGGCCGCUGCGCCAACGUCAACAACAGCUCCGCCACCUCGCAGCGCAUCUUCAUCACCUUGCGCCGAGCGGCGCCCGUCCAGCCUCAGAACUCCCUCGCAGUGACGGACAUCUGCGUCAUUGUCACGAGUAAAGGCGAGAUACCGCCGCACACCUUUUGCAAGGUGGACAAGAACCUCAACUGUGGCAUGUGGGGCUCCAAUGUGUUCCUGUGUUACAAGAAAUCAGUAUCUGCGUCCAAUUCCAUCAGUUACAAAGCUGGUCUCAUCUUUCGUUACCCAGAGGAGGACUAUGAGUCUUUUCCUCUGUCAGAAUCUGUCCCUCUGUUUUGUUUGCCCAUGGGUGCCAAAAUCGAGUGUUGGGCACCAGGCACUCCUGAUCCUGUGCCCGUCUUCUCCACGUUUGUCUUAACCAUCUCUUCUGGUGAAAAGGUGUAUGGAUCAGCCAUCCAGUUCUACGAGCCACAUCCAGUGGAUCAGCUGAGCGAGAAGCAGAAGAUCCAGCUGGGCCUGCUCACCACGGUGGAGAAGAAAAUGAUCCCCAACCGACCCGUAAACACCAAUAAAUGCAUCUGCGUGCUCUCCCGCUGGCCCUUCUUCGAGUCCUUCCACAAGUUCCUGAUGUUCCUCUACAAGCUCUCCGUCUCAGGCCCACACCCGCUGCCCAUUGAAAAGCACAUCUCUCACUUCAUGCACAAUGUGUCCUUUCCUUCCCCUCAAAGGCCAAGAAUAUUAGUCCAGCUAUCGGCACAUGACACCUUGAUGCUCUCCCAGCCUGUGUGCACACCCUUACCCCUCAGCGGGGCGGACUACGGCACUCUGCUGAUAAACCUGGGCUCGGAGAACUGCGCCACGCUGCUGCACUUUGUGCUGCUGGAGAGCAAGAUCCUGCUGCACUCGCUCCGGCCCGCCGUGCUCACCGGAGUGGCCGAGGCUGUGGUGGCUAUGAUCUUCCCGUUCCAGUGGCAGUGUCCCUACAUCCCCCUGUGUCCUCUCUCUCUAGCAGGCGUCCUCAACGCUCCCUGUCCAUUUAUAGUGGGCGUGGACUCCCGCUACUUCGACCUUUACGACCCCCCGCCAGAUGUUGUCUGCGUGGAUCUGGACACCAACACUAUCUACCUGUCUGACGAAAAGAGACACAGCAACUGGAAGAACCUCCCAAAGAAGCCCUGCAAGAGUCUCAUGAACUCACUGAGCAACUUGCACCGCCAGCUGGCCACCGUUUCAGUACGUCAAUCGGCGCAGGACAACUUAGCAGUGGACAUGUCCCCCAACGAGGCGGACUUCACCUGGCACAAGAAGAAGACGGCCCUGGAGAUGGAAAUCCAGGAGGCCUUCCUUCGCUUCAUGGCCUCCAUCCUGAAGGGCUACCGCUCCUACCUCAAACCCAUCACACAGGCGCCCUCUGAAAAGGCCACGGCGGCAGACUCCCUCUACGACCUGCAAGGGCUUCUCAAAAGCAGAGACCGAGCCCACCAGAAGUUCUACUCCCAGCUCACCAAGACCCAGAUAUUCAUCCGCUUCAUCGAGGAGUGCACCUUCGUCAGUGACAAGGACACCGGCCUGGCCUUUUUUGACGACUGCGUCGAGAAGCUUUUUCCUUCUGAUAAAAUCACCGACAAGGGCACCAAGGUUGAAGGCGAGUCAUCUGAGGACACAAGACUGUUGGAGCUGGACGAGUCCCAGAAGAGCGAACACACUGUUUUCGUCAUGCCUCCUGAACCUCCAGUCAACGAUGGAACUGAACCUGCCCCCAGAUACAUCUAUAAAAGUUUCCCCAGGCUGCAUAUUGAGCUGUUUGACCGUCCGAUGGAGUUACGCCCAGCAAUCAGCAGAGCAGCAGCAGGGGCCAGUCUGUCCAGCAGCCCUGCACUACUGGCUAAGAGGACAAAGCAGGAGAUCAAGCUAGCGUACAAGAUGGCUAAGCGUUUCUACUCCAACCCUCCGCUUUGGGCCCGGUGUAUGUUCAGCCACUGCUACAGCCUGUGGUUCAUUUGCCUGCCGGCAGCCGUGCGACUCUCCAAGUCUAAAAGCCGCGCCAUGCAGCAGGCGUUCAACGUCCUCCUGAAGAUGAGGACCACUGAGGUGGAGGUGCUGGACGAGGUGUGUUACAGAGUGGUGAUGCAGCUCUGUGGUGUGUGGGGUCUUCCCGUCAUGGCUGUGCGAGUCCUGGUUGAGAUGAAGAAAGCUGGAGUGCAUCCGAAUGCCAUCACAUAUGGAUACUACAACAAGGCCGCCUUAGAGAGCCCGUGGCCGAGCAGGAACCGCAGUGGCCUCUUCAUGUGGACCAAGCUUCGCAAUGUGGUUCGCGGAGUGGCCCAGUUCAAGCACGCCCUAAACCGAACAUCUUCCAAGAAGGAACCCGCACUUAGUACCGCAGCUGCAUCAAUAGGCGGGUCAGCAGUCACUGACGGUGACCGCUUGAGUCACGGAAGUGCCGACAGCUCAAGUGAGGUCAAUGGUGGAAUGGAAGACACCGCAGACAACCACUGUAGCGCAGGAAGGCAGUCUGAUCAAGGCUACGGCUCCAAGGAUGAGUUGCACCAGGAGCUGGCAGAGCCUUCACACACAGCUGCCCUUUCCGCUGAAGAAAGAAACAGUUCCAAAGCACAGCGUAAUGGAGGUGACAUCGCCGGGUCGGUGGACAGUGCUGUCGCAGUAGCAGAGCCCCCCUGUCCUGUUGAUGUGCCCUCGCCUGUCCCCAGUAUUGUGAAGCUGUCCACAGGGAGCUUUGAAAGUGGCAGGGAAACAGGUACAGGCAAGCUGUUCAGGAGACACAGCAAGGCUGAUAACGUGUCUCUCCCUGAUGACGACGCCUCGCUGCCCUCAGGGGACGUAGCCAACCAGUCUCUACAGCAGCGGAAGAAGUCCUUUGCUGAACGCAGCUGUAGCUUCAGCGCCGAAACCCGCGCCGGGAUGCUCCUAGAGCAAGGCGUGGACCACAUGGCCAGUCAGAUGGGCGCCGACGCCCGCAUCCUGGCCGCGGCGCUCUGCGCAGGAAGUCCACCCCCUAAUAGUGUGUCCAAAUCGCUUUUUAAAGACCUGGAGGAAGAGCCUGAAGAUGAUCAGGGCUUGAUGCUGGUGAAGCUGCCAGAGGAAGAGGGGCCGGGAGAGCAAGAAGAAGAAGAAGAAGGGAAGGGAGGUGACGAAGAGGUAGAGUUAAAAACGGAGAAGCGAGAGAGGAAGCACACUGAAACGAGCGAGGAGGACUCUGGAUUGCGAGGGCCGACCCUGGAGAGGGCGGACGUGAAGGUGGGCGCUGACCCACUUUCCCUCCUGGUGACCGAGAGCGAAGAGUCGGCCUCCGUCACCAGCCAGGAGCCGCCGCGCUCCGUGCCCGCCGUGGUGUCCCGCAACCUGGCCGAGGAGAUCGAGAUGUACAUGAGCCUGAGGAGCCCCCUGGGCGUGAAGUCCUCCAGCAUGGAGCUCCAGCAGAGCCAGGGAGACUCCACGGACUCCCCGCAGCCCAAACAGUCUAUGGAGCGCAGGUCUAGCCUCCCCGUGCCUCCUAUCAAAACUCCAAGCAGCUCCCCGGGAGACACACCCAAACGCAGCCCCGCCACUGUUACUCGCUCCAAGACUUUCGCGGCAAAGACAAAGACCCCCGGCAGCGUGGCGGGUAGCCCUAGAUCGUCCUCACUGACGGCGCUGGUCAAGUCCUCCCAGGGAGGGUCGCUGGGCUCGGUCAUCAACUCCAUUUCAGGCAUCAAGAUGGACGCCCUCUUGUCGGGACCUAAAAUCGACGUGUUUAAGUCGAGCAUGAAACAGGCGGCGAAUGUGGCCAGCAAAGUGUGGGGAGCAGUUGCUUCAGCUUAUUACUCAGAUGACGAGGACGAACAAGCUCAGGGCGGCGGCGGCUUCCCGUCCCAUCUGGAUGAACACAUGCUGGCUGCACAUGACGUAGACGACAGCCCUGAGAGAGGAGUCAUCCCGGGGCUGGUGGCCAACGGUCUCAACCAGAGCUGCACCAGCCUGGGCAGCAGCAGUGGCAGCAGCGACACGGGCCGAGGGACCCACCAGACACAUCCAACUCCAGGACGAGCGGGCAGGGGUCCAGACUCUGAGCAAGGCUCCUCGCAUCACGCUUCCUCCUCGAGCAUUUACCAGAACUGUGCACUGGAGGUGCUGAUGUCCAGCUGCUCCCAGUGCCGCUCUUGUGAAGCGCUGGUGUACGAUGAGGAGAUAAUGGCGGGCUGGACGGCCGAUGACUCCAACCUGAAUACCAACUGUCCUUUCUGUCGCACAGCCUUUCUUCCCUUAUUGCACAUCGAGUUUCAUGACUUACGCACAAUGACCGGGUUCUACCUGAAUCCCAGUGCCUCUGGAGACAGCAUCCACAGCACCAGUACCCAGCCCACAGCCAGCAGCUCAGCUGAUAUUAAGCCUGCAGAUCUCAUCAGUUUCCCUGAAGAGGAAUCCAGGGAGACUCCAGAUGAUCUGCCUGGAACACAGAAGAGUCUGAUUCCAGAGCCGGUGCAGUCAGACCCCUUAGGUCUCCUGGAGCACCAGGCAGCGGGGAAGCAGCGGAGGUGCAGCGGGACGUCGCUGACGCGCAGCAACAGUGUCGGUGGCCCACUGCAGAGCCUGGACUACUCCCAGAGACCUGGACAUGGCGUCUCCACCAUCAGCCUGCCCUGCAGCCUGCAAGAGGAUGGCAUGGGGACUAAACGUCCGAAUCCCAAGCCUGUGUCCGUACCGUACCUCAGCCCCUUGGUGCUGCGCAAGGAGCUGGAGACCCUGUUGGAGAAUGAGGGAGAUCAGGUGAUCUACACCCACAAGUUCCUCAGCCAGCACCCCAUCAUCUUCUGGAACCUGGUUUGGUAUUUCCGUCGCCUGGACCUGCCCACUCACCUGCCUGGUCUCAUCCUUACUUCUGAACACUGCAACAAAGGAGUUCAGCUGCCCCUGACGUCGCUGCUCCAGGACAGUAAGCAGGUAUACAUCCAGCUCCUGUGGGACAACAUCAACCUGCACCAAGAACAUGGAGAGCCCCUCUACCAGCUCUGGAGGACCUUGUUGGAGAAGAAGGGGACGUUGGCUCCGACAGACCACCAGGAGAUCCGCACCCUCCUCAACACAAUCGUCCGCAACAUCCAGACCAACGACGUCUUCGGGCCGAUCACCCUGUUGAUCCGAGAGAUCAAACGGCGCCCAGAGGGCGCCAAACGGCAGAGGAGUAUCUAUAGAGAAAUCUUGUUCCUCUCACUGGUGGCGUUGGGGAAGGAGAACAUCGACGUAGAGGCCUUCGACAGGGAGUACCGCAUGGCUUACGACGAACUGAGCGCCGAGCAGCUCAAGUCUAUGCACCGCAUCGAUCGACCGCCCAGCCCCAGCGUCCAGUGGUGCCUCAAAUGCUUCGGCACCCCCGUCAUCUGACCACAAACACACCUGCGGCAAAGAUGAAAAAUCGGACUGAUCUCGUGCGCCGGCGGGAAGGAAGGAAGGAAGGACGGACGGGUGGCGGGGCCGGGGUGUGAGCGCAAAAUGAUUUUGUAUUUAAACACCUCCAAUCGCCCAAACAUGGUACUCCUUCUUCUUCUUCCCUUUGUCUUGGAAGAUGCCCAUCAUCUGUUUUUUUUUUUUUUUUUUUUUUUACAACCAUAUGAUGCUUUUUCAGAGGCUUUCCUAGCGGCUCCUUACAGGUGGGACUGUUUCUGUAAACGGCCUGGAGAGCUGCAGUGAAUCUUUUGGGACUAGUUGAGGUGUGUUUCUUUACAGAUGGUGUAUAGAAUGAUGAAUCACUGUACAGAAUGUAUUGACUGCCCACAUAUGUGUGUGUGUGCGUGUGUCUUGUAGCCUUUUGCCCACUUUGCAUAAAUCUGUCCCAGCUGUCCCCAGAUCAGAGUUGUUUGAGACUGUGUACAUACCCCGACUGUUCGUUUGUGCACUUUCUAAAAAAGAAAAGAAAUAACUCAAGUCCACCUGUCUUUUUGUACAUAUUGUUUACUUUGGGGGAAAUCUGAAACCAGGGUUGCCUAUUUUUUCGAUCGCCUCGACUGUGUGUUUUGAUCCAAGUCUUAAUGAAUGUUCCAGUUUGUUUCAUUGUAAAUGUCCAGGUUUCAGAGCGCGGCUCUCUCUCUCUCUCUCUGUGUGUGUAAAUAAGCGUUAGAAGCACACUGUGGUGAACGGGAGAGGACUGAGGACAAUCACUAAUUAUCAAUCACUAAAAAUUGAUUCUACAACAUUCCAGAUGCCCUGCAAUCAAAACAGGUCUUAAAGUAGUAUUAUUGAUCUCUGCAACAACAACAACAACACUGCAACCAGCCAAUUGGAGGAAGAGAUUAUAACAAAAAAUACAUCAACGGGAAGUGAAACGGCAUGCCACACUACUGAGUCCCACACUUUAAAACAAAGAUGUUCUCUUGCAGGGAAAAGACAGCUCAGUGCCUCUUGUGUUUUUAAUAUCUGCAUCUUUUUAACAGUAACAUACUUUACUUGUUCAGAUAAUAUGCCUUAUUGUAAUGUUAAAUUAGAACUCACACGUACUGGGGCUAUUCCUUACUCUAGCAUAGAACGAACCAGUAUUUUUGUUUUUUAAAUCGGGUGUAUACUAUUUGCGGACAAGAUUGCUUUUUAUGGUUUACACACAGUAGCUUUGGUAGCAAUUUAGAGCUUUAUACUGCAAGGGGCUUCUUCAGUCCUGCUGACACUGUGUUAAGAAAAGAAAGACAACGUGACAUUCCACUAAAUGCUGAAACAGACAGAAGAAGGCGACGUGCUGCGAUGAACUGUUGGGAGAGUGACUUUGUACAGAAGCGAUGAUAUUGUGAAAUAUUAAAUUUGCACUGCAUAGAUUAAAACCUGACCUUUAACCCAGGGCGAGGAUGAGAUGACACCACCUCAAAAAAGUUUUUCCUCCAAAAACAAAAUGAAAUUCUCAGUUAUUUAUUUUUGUAUCAUUCACGUUUGGAUUGCAGACAGUGUAGCUUAGCAUUCUUAUGACUAACAAUCCCCUUUUAAUCUGUCUGAAGGGAUCCCAUCCUGUACUGACUUUGUAAACCUGACCUCCUUACAGCAGAGGAUGUACAGAAGAGACUGCUCUCUAACAAUAGAUUAAGUGAUCUCUUACCGUCCUGUGGAAAGGAAUUGAAUGUCUACACUUAAAGUGCGCUGCAAUAAAUGAGUUUGUGAACUGAUUGAAAAUGAAA
This is a messenger RNA of Sebastes umbrosus (honeycomb rockfish), 7893 nucleotides long. It is a transcript of the gene dennd4c, whose product is annotated as DENN/MADD domain containing 4C. Lineage: Eukaryota; Metazoa; Chordata; Actinopteri; Perciformes; Sebastidae. Gene Ontology annotation, biological process: regulation of Rab protein signal transduction. The transcript has 34 exons. Gene Ontology annotation, cellular component: cytoplasmic vesicle; ESCRT I complex. The record is from RefSeq and is a predicted model, not a curated record. Gene Ontology annotation, molecular function: protein binding. The coding region runs from base 386 to 6121 and encodes 1911 amino acids.